GGGAAAUAAAUAGCGGCCGUGCGGGGCUCUUCGCCUCACUGGAUGCGCAUCUUCGCCCUGAGCCUACUUUGCAUCCACCGGAGCUCCCGAGACUCAAAGCGCCCGCAUGGAUUCCGAAGACUGCUCGUGCUCCAGCGGUGGGGUGUGCUCCUGCGGCAACAACUGUCAGUGUAAAAAUUGUAAAUGCAAAUCCUGCAGGAAAAGCUGCUGUUCCUGUUGCCCGGUGGGCUGUGCCAAGUGUGCCCAGGGCUGUAUUUGCAAAGGCCCCCCUGCCACUAAAUGCAGCUGCUGCAAGUAAAAGAGAGGCUGGCUUCUUCCGUCUUGAAAUCUGUAUAUUUGCCCGCAGAAAUGUAAUGUUGAUGUCCUGUUAUAUUUUUGCUAUUGCGUGCUCUUAUUGUUAGUUGUGAACGUAAACGACGGUGACAGUAAUAAUGCCACGUAUGUAUAUAAGAAAUGUUUGCGGUGUUUUGGCAUUUGCCUUUGCCAAGGGACCAGCAGGAGGCGUGGGUAGGCAUGAGAUGCUGUGCUCCAGUUAGGAAUCUGCUCUUAAAUGAAGUUGUAUUACCGCUAUAUUUCAGAUAUCGGAAUUUUUGGCAACCGAUUGCAAGGUACUAACUCCUGUUUAAAAAUAAAAUGAUUUUAAACACCUAAAA
This is a messenger RNA of Pantherophis guttatus, 653 nucleotides long. Its product is annotated as metallothionein-1. Gene Ontology annotation, cellular component: cytoplasm; nucleus. Gene Ontology annotation, biological process: cellular response to zinc ion; cellular response to copper ion; cellular response to cadmium ion. The record is from RefSeq and is a predicted model, not a curated record. Gene Ontology annotation, molecular function: metal ion binding. Lineage: Eukaryota; Metazoa; Chordata; Lepidosauria; Squamata; Colubridae.